Aspergillus fischeri NRRL 181 is the source of this 1206-nucleotide messenger RNA. Its product is annotated as EXS domain-containing protein. Bases 1 to 1206 code for a protein of 401 amino acids. Lineage: Eukaryota; Fungi; Ascomycota; Eurotiomycetes; Eurotiales; Aspergillaceae. The record is from RefSeq and is a predicted model, not a curated record. The transcript is spliced from 5 exons. Gene Ontology annotation, cellular component: membrane; cytoplasm.
AUGGGUCCUGAUCAACAUGCUCAACUUGACGGCUUCAGUCUUUUCCUCCCUUUCCCCUAUCGGGUGGCAGUAAUACUGGUUGCUGGAUUCUGGGGUUGGGGUGCUAACCUUCAAUAUCUCUCUCGGGCGAAUAUUGAUCUACCGGCCCUCAUCCGUUAUCCCGCCCGUCAAACUCCUCAACAACCUCCUCACCAUACUUCUACUUACCGGCUCGCAACCCUUUUGACGGCCCCUCUUCUGUUCUCCCUCCUUAUCUUCUGGGUGUUUACCCACGGCUCUGCUGAGCGAGUGGAGUCAUUAGACUUCAUUCCGCAAUCGUAUCUAUUUAUAUUCUUCAUUCUACUCGUUCUGCCCGUCAACCGUUUGUCACGGUCUGGACGAAGUCGGUUUCUUAGGUCUUUGCGGCGCAUUAGUGUGGGAGGAUUGGCGCAGCCUCAAGAUGGUAAAUUUGGAGACAUACUGCUGGCAGAUGCUCUUACCAGCUACGCCAAAAUCUUGGGGGACCUCUAUGUUACAUUCUGCAUGUUCUUCACUCCGGAUAUUUCGAGCACCUCGAAACCGAAUCGCAGUUGUGGAAACGAUUAUGUGGUCCCCAUCAUCAUCGCACUCCCCAGCAUGAUCCGACUGCGGCAGUGUCUAACUGAAUAUCUUCGUGUGCACCGGGCGGGUCAAAUAGGGGAAAAUAAAGGAACACAGCACCUGGCAAACGCUUUGAAAUAUGCCACUGCAUUCCCCGUUAUUAUUCUUGCCGCCAAGCUUAGGAAUUACAAUCCUUUGGAGUUCUAUGAGUUCAGCGAAAUGAGCGUUUCCCGGCUGCUCACCUUCUUCACUUUCAUCAACUCUACGUACUCCUUUUACUGGGACAUAAGCAAGGAUUGGGAUUUGACUCUCUUCACUUCUUCUCGCGCCGAUCCGGACUGUCCUUAUGGCCUGCGCCGCCAUCGAUUCUUCGCUGAUCGGCUCUACUAUGCCGCAGUUCUUGCUGACCUACUCAUUCGAUUUUCUUGGGUCACUCGGUUCUUACCGGGCUUUGUCUGGCUUAGCGAGAAGGAGUGUGGCAUCUUCCUGCUCAUGGCCUUGGAAGUCGCCAGAAGAUGGAUGUGGGUCUUUUUCCGAGCAGAAGCAGAAAUGAUCAGAAACAGUCGUGAUCCAGUCAUGGGCGACAUCCUUCUCGGCGAGUUCAACCGCAAACUGGACUCCGACUGA